Molecule: messenger RNA, 204 nt
Organism: Pisolithus orientalis
Lineage: Eukaryota; Fungi; Basidiomycota; Agaricomycetes; Boletales; Pisolithaceae
Exons: 2
Source: RefSeq, a predicted model, not a curated record
UGGGGUGAAUUUUAUCUGCAGGUGGGAAACAAUACGCUAUCUCAGUGGAUACUUGUCACGCCCAACUUGAGGGAGCAAGUCGGCGGGCGCGACACGGAUGCUGUCUCUAUAUCUGAUUGGUCGAGCUUUCGGCUUCUGCCUCUGCUCCAAGACCCAAACUUCAAUACUUCGAAGACACUCAUCUUGGUGACCUUUGACGAGUCA